AUGGCACCAGUAACCUGGAACAGAGGAACAAAGAAGCAAGUCAGGCGGGCAACCAACGGGACCCAGCUAGCCAUGUCCGACGAGGCCAAGACGUCCCCUGGCACGAAGAACGAGCAGGAAGCUUCAUUGCCCAAGGUGGUUCGCGUGUUUCUCGUGUGUGCGACGUCUAUCAUGGCUAACCACGCGUGGCAAAACAGGGCCAUGGUGACCGACAAUCUUUACAACGACACCCAGUCGCCCACGGAGCAGACCAUGAUCUCCGUGUUUGUAUAUUUCGCCCUCAUGGGAGCCAUCUUCCUAGGCGGCGUCGUGGUGAGCAAAGUCACAGUAUUUGCUGCGCGCUUCGUGUGA
This is a messenger RNA of Aphanomyces astaci, 351 nucleotides long. RefSeq lists its product as hypothetical. The record is from RefSeq and is a predicted model, not a curated record. Lineage: Eukaryota; Oomycota; Saprolegniomycetes; Saprolegniales; Verrucalvaceae. The coding region runs from base 1 to 351 and encodes 116 amino acids. The transcript has 2 exons.